Molecule: messenger RNA, 1419 nt
Organism: Coccinella septempunctata (seven-spotted ladybird)
Lineage: Eukaryota; Metazoa; Arthropoda; Insecta; Coleoptera; Coccinellidae
Exons: 1
Coding region: 1-1419 (472 amino acids)
Source: RefSeq, a predicted model, not a curated record
AUGACAAUCACAUUGGAGAAGGAGAACAACAGAAUAGUAAAAGAAUGGCAAAAGAAACACUAUAUAUCAAAACAAGAUGAAAGAACCCUAUUAACACACAAUAGCAAAAUACCAAAAAUAUAUGGAUUACCAAAAGUCCACAAAGCUGAUAUACCACUAAGACCAAUAGUAUCAUGCAACCAAUCUCCAUUAUAUAAAUUGUCUAAAUAUAUGGCCAAUAUUCUAUCCAAAGCCAUAAACAACAAUCAAUAUUAUAUAAAAAAUUCAUUUAAUCUGAAAGAAUCAUUAAGAAAUGUUAAAUUACAGAGUGACCAUCGACUAUACUCAUUGGAUGUAAAAUCUUUAUACACCAACAUCCCCAAAGAAUUAAUAAAACAAGCCAUUGAAAAAAAUUGGGAGAUUAUAAAACAACACACACAAAUACCUAAGGAUGAGUUCAUACAAACAAUAGAGUAUAUAACAAAUAACAGCUAUUUUCAAUAUGAGGAACACUUUUACAAACAAAUUGAAGGUCUAGCCAUGGGCAACCCAAUAUCAGGCACGUUGGCGCAGUUGGCACUGGAGUUGAUAGAUGAGGAAAUUAUGCGAGAAUAUAAGACAACAUUUUACAAACGCUACGUAGAUGACUGUCUAAUUGUAACAACACCAACGGAAAUACAAACGAUCUUAAAUCGUUUCAACAGUGUACAUGUAUCAUUACUGUUCACACUCGAAGAGGAAGAAAACAACAGCUUAGACUUCUUGGACAUGACACUGAUAAGGAAAAAUGUUGAACUAUUGACCCGAUGGCACCGAAAGGAACAGAACACAAGUCACAUCUUAGAUUACAACUCCCAACACCAUCACUCACAAAAGAAGAGCACAGCCAUUGGAUACAUAGACAAAGCGUUAAAACUUACAUCACCGAUACUCCGGAAGAAAACAUUAAUAGAAGUGAAAGAACUCUUGAUCAAAAACCACUACCCUGAAACAUUCAUGAAAAAACUCAUAAAACAAAGGACACACCGACUCUACAACACACAAUAUACAAAGAAAUCAACAACGGAGACCACAGUGCGAAUACAAUUACCAUUUAUACAGGGACUGUCGCAGAAGAUGAACAAUAUAAUUAAACCGUACAACCGUGAAAUAGUAUAUAGGCCAUGUAAUCAAAUCAGUAGUGUGUUUAGCAAAUUGAAAGGACCAACACCCAAAACCAAAAAAUCACAAGUCGUGUAUAGUAUACCAUGCAAGGACUGUGACAAACAGUACAUAGGACAGACUUCACAAAGACUAAAAGACAGACUAAACGCACAUAAAUACACGAAGAACGCUACCACAGCUCUUAAUAAACAUAAGAACACAAGCAAACAUGAGUUCAAUUACGAAGACACAAAAAUUUUGGGAAUCGAACUUCAACAAAAACGUAGGGAAAUAUAA